Arctia plantaginis is the source of this 627-nucleotide messenger RNA. NCBI's taxonomy places the organism in Eukaryota, Metazoa, Arthropoda, Insecta, Lepidoptera, Erebidae. The record is from the annotation of a GenBank genome assembly.
AUGACUGUUAAUCGAAUAAGAGUUGUGGUGCUGGGGAGUGCAAGAUGUGGCAAAUCCGCCGUGGUGGUUCGUUAUUUAACCAAACGUUACAUCGGAGAGUACAGCUCUACUGGUGAUUUCUUGUAUCAACACCGAGUGGCGUUCGACGGCGCCACGUCUGAAGUGGAAGUUUUAGAUACGUGCGGUUGUGCGAAACGCGGUUGUCUAGCAGAACAUCUUCGAUGGGGCGAUGCUUUCGCCGUCGUCUACUCGGUCUGCGAUAGACGAUCGUUCUUGGCAGCUGCCGAAUUGCUCGCUCUGUUAGAAAGGACAAGGCUGCCUGGAUGCACAGCUGUUACACUGCUUGGCAAUAAACGGGACCUGGAACAUGCCAGAGUUGUUAAAGCAGAAGAGGGUCAGGAGCUAUCGUUAAGGUUCAGUUGUCAAUUCUACGAGGUAUCUGCAGCAGAGUCAUGCGCGGGUGCUGCACUCGCAUUUCAUGCGUUGCUCCGAGAAGCGCGUGCUCUAGCAUUGUUGUUACCACCACGGCGAAAGCUUGCCGCUUAUUCUGUGUCUAAGGUAAUAGGCUCAAUUCUCGGUCUGAGUAACAAGAGUGUCAGGAAGAAACGACCAUCACUAAGCAUAUGA